CGCUUUCCCAUCAGCUCUAGACCUGGCUUGUCAAAGACUUUGGCUUAACGCGACGUUGUUGAAGGCUCACGUGUUAAUCUUUGCUCCUUGCAAGGGUACCGCGUUAUCGACUUUUUACAUCUGCUGCUGGUUGUUCCUUCUCAAGAGUUGUAGUGAUACUCAUCUGGAAUCCCGCGACCUGUGUUUAUUGCACGUCUCUCGCCUCCAUGAACCAGAAUCUAUAUCAUGGCGGCAACGUUCUCAUUUGGCCCUUUGACCUUGCAAGACUGCUAUCCGAGAAAGAAAUAUUAGAGAAUGGCCUUGCUAAUUGCGUCACCUAUUUGCAUGCGCUACGCAAAAAGCAAGCUCGAAACGAACGACGGCUGAUCAAGAACCCGUCACUACCGAAGAAGAAAAGGAAGAAGAUACAGCAGAGUAAACGCGAGCUUGAGCGUGAGAUUAAGCAUCGGGAGCAAGAUGAGCUCGCCUUUCUCAAUAAUUUGCAAGCCUGCAAAGCCAACAUUUACAUCGCCGAGACUCUAAAUAAUUCAUCGACAACCCUAUCAUCAGCCGUACUCGAACAGAAUUCGAGCUCGACAUAUCACUCGGUAGCUGAGGGAUCGGAGCCGACGGAGCCAAGUUGGAAUGGCUGGACUGACGAUGCCGCCAUCUCUCCGUUCCAAAUGCGAAGCAACAACCCCUUCUUUGCAGCUGAAAUUGCCCCAGAGGACAAUCCAGAGGAUAUCAAUAUCGAACCUAUAGUAGACAAAGCGAUUAAACGGCCCCCUCCUCUAGUCCGAUAUACCGAAGAUGAUGGCGCCGCGCUUCCUGUUCCACCCAACACGGCACAACCGCAAUAUCUAUACUCGACCUUGUGCCCGGAGGCUGCAGCGUUCGAACCUUGUUUAGCAUUUGCUGGUCAUACAAACCCUUUCCCUGAACAGUAUCUUGAUAAGCUUAGCAUCUCGCCAUCGUCGACUAUCAAUGGUAUGGAGCAUUUACAAAGGCGGCGAGUGACUGAUGCAGGCCUCAGCCAGAUAAUCCGACAACUGUCACUUCAACCACGACCGCAUCUCGCAGAUUCUCGUUGUCAUACAUGGUGCAAUACGACGCCUCAUCAAAGCCCAAACAAAGAUACAAGAAGUGGGGUGUUGGAAAGAGGCAGGACGAAUUCGCUCUGACUAUAGUAAGGCUGGAGCGUCAAGUCGAAGAGGGACAACAUGCUACCCGCAGACGCAGCUUGACCAGUUUCAAUCGCUUUCUCGGUUGACUAGAUGAUCAGUGCCAUCAUUUGGAGCGUUUUGCUAUAUCAAAAAGUCCUUUAGUUGACAGCGUGCAUUGGCUGUACGAACGGGACGAGACUGAAACAUACUUCUCAGAGGUAUUCAUUGUAUACCGAUUUAGGAACAC
Cucurbitaria berberidis CBS 394.84 is the source of this 1389-nucleotide messenger RNA. RefSeq lists its product as uncharacterized. The coding region runs from base 207 to 1160 and encodes 317 amino acids. The record is from RefSeq and is a predicted model, not a curated record. NCBI's taxonomy places the organism in Eukaryota, Fungi, Ascomycota, Dothideomycetes, Pleosporales, Cucurbitariaceae. The transcript has a single exon.